AUGCCCUUCCGAUUCGGUUCGAAAUCAAAAAAUUGUCAACACCAGGCCAGUACCGUGUUUGCUAAGGCCGCCCACCCAACUGCCGAUCAUCCAAGAUCAAGCCAGAAUAGCCCAGCAGGAGGGCCACAAGACAGUCACGCAGACGAUUAUAACACUGGUAGUGAAAAGGGCAGCGAGCAUGGGGGCCACGAAGGAGAUCACCGACGCGUUGGGGCAGGAGGGGGACAAUGCAGCGGAGAACAGCAAGUAGGAGCGGGACGAGAGCAGCGUCCGCAGGGAGGGACAGAGCACGCCGGGAAAUCGGGGCACGCUCGGCAGCAUGCCAAUCCAAGUAGGUCACGCACCCCGUCGCCCCCACCUCUUCGUCCCACACAGGGAGAGCUCGCCAUGUCGUCCGAGGACAAGUUCAAAGCGGCACAUAGAAGAGAGCUGCUCGCUAUGAGAGAGAUCGGAAGACUUGAGGUCAAGGAGCAGCAGGCGGCAGAUGCGGCGGCGGUGCAGAGGUAUGAUACCGCAGCGAAAAAGUGGCGUUGGUUGAGGGCGAAGAAAGGCGCAGAAUUCUUGAGGGAGCAGGCGAAGAGAGAAGAGCUAGAAGGGCUGGGUGAAUUCGUGCAGUGA
This is a messenger RNA of Cryptococcus amylolentus CBS 6039, 618 nucleotides long. RefSeq lists its product as hypothetical. The transcript has 2 exons. NCBI's taxonomy places the organism in Eukaryota, Fungi, Basidiomycota, Tremellomycetes, Tremellales, Cryptococcaceae. The record is from RefSeq and is a predicted model, not a curated record. The coding region runs from base 1 to 618 and encodes 205 amino acids.